Molecule: messenger RNA, 2212 nt
Organism: Alosa sapidissima (American shad)
Lineage: Eukaryota; Metazoa; Chordata; Actinopteri; Clupeiformes; Clupeidae
Product: uromodulin-like
Exons: 11
Coding region: 1-2088 (695 amino acids)
Cellular component (GO): membrane
Molecular function (GO): calcium ion binding
Source: RefSeq, a predicted model, not a curated record
AUGACUGGAACAAGAUAUUUGUGUGUGUUUCUACUUCUGCUGAUACCUGCCAUCAGCACUGAAUCUACAGGUACAGAGGUCACCAGUUGUGAGGCGUGCCAUGAGCAUGCUGGCUGUUCCACAGACCAGACCUCCAGAGUUACCUGUGCCUGUGGCAAUGGUUUCAUUGGUAAUGGUCUUGGCUGCUACAAUAGCACACUAUGUGGUGCUGCCAACUCCCCUUGCUGCAGCGAGGGUUAUCACUGGUCCUCUGAGCUUGGUUGUGUGGAUGUAGAUGAAUGCGCAGCAGAUGUGCAGCCCUGUUUGGCCCCACUGGUCUGCAAAAACACAGCUGGGUCCUUUAACUGCUUGUUGCCACCAGUCAACUACAAUCCGCUCUCGAGCCUUCGUACUGUGCAAUUCAGCUGUGGCAGCAUGGUCUGUAAUGUGGGCCGAGACUGUGUGGUUGUAGAUGGCACUGCUCGCUGUCUUGACCCUUGCCAGCACUACACAGUCCUUGAUGAUGCUUGGCGUUCUUCCAACCAUCACACCAGUACAGAUGCAAAGUGCGAUAUGCAAGUGAACUGGCAGGGCUGGUACCGUAUGUUCUUGGGUGGGGAGAGUGUGCAGAUGGCUGAAAGCUGCCUGGAGCCCUGGACCUGUGGCACUCAAGCUCCACUCUGGCUCAAAAGCCCACAUCCAGUGGUGUCAGAUGGUGUAGUGCAGGGCGAUGUGUGUGGUAGCUGGACACAAGGCUGCUGUAACUUUGAGUUUCCCAUCCACGUCAAAGCUUGUCCUGGAAACUAUUAUGUCUACAAGUUUGUUAAGCCACCACUUUGCUUCCUAGCUUAUGGAGCAGAUGUGAACACCAAGGUGUGUGGGACAUGUAAAGAAGGAGAAAACUGUGUCAGUGAGGACAAGACCCACUGGAAGUGCGAAGCUAAAACUAUUGUGAGACUAAUCAAUGGAGAGAACCAAUGCCAAGGCCGAGUGGAGUUGUUCCACAGCGGGACAUGGGGUACAGUGUGUGAUGAUGACUGGUCACUGAGAAAUGCCGAGGUGAUUUGUCGACAGCUAGGCUGUGGCACAGCCCUGGAAGCCCCCCAUAAUGGGCACUUUGGUUCUGGAAGUGGGCCCAUAUGGUUAGAUAACGUGGUGUGCCAGGGCGAUGAGUCCUCCAUAGCACACUGUAGUCACCAGGGAUUUGAGGUACAUAACUGUGGUCACAAUGAGGAUGCCGGUGUUGUAUGUGAAGAAGCACCUACCCCCCUUCCUAAUCCUGAGAUUGUGUGUAGUAGCAAUUCCAUGCAGGUGGGUCUUCCCAAAACCCUCCAUUCAGCCACAGUCUUAGACACUCUGUCAGGUCACAUGGCUGACCCACAGUGUAAUAUGCACCUGGAACGUAAUGGGACCAUCUGGUACCAGGUACAGAGACGAGAUGGUAUCUGUGGAAAUGUGAUGAGGACCAACAGUACACAUGUUGUAUUCUCCAACACACUGUUUGUUUAUCCUGCCAUGGAAAACGUUACAUUCACAUUGCCAGUGGGCUUUCCAUUCUCCUGUGUGUAUCCUCUGGACAUGCAAGCUGACAUGCAUGUUGUUGUUAAACCUUACCUCUCCAUGCAGGAGAUGGGUUUGGUGGGCUUUGGUCCUGGAGCCCGGGCUAUCAUGUCUUUGUAUCAUAAUGUCACCUUCACUGAGCCGUACCCGGAGGGUGCAGUUACGUUGCCAGUGGGCUCUGCUCUCAAUGUGGGAAUUAAUACAGAGGGAGUGGAGAAAGGAACCUUUGUGGUUAUACUGGAAGACUGCUACACCACCAAUACCUCAACCCCAGAUGAUCCUAUUAGACACUAUUUCAUCAAGAACAGGUGCAUCAGUGACCCUCUGCAUGUCACCGUGCUAGAGAGUGGAUCUUCUCUCCAGGCACAUUUCUCUGCAAUGCUUUUUCUCUACCAGAAUAACUAUAGGGAUAUGUUUGUACACUGCAGCCUCAGCUUGUGUGAUAAGACAGCAUCUUCCUGUUCCACUGAGUGUUUAACCAGGAAGUCGCGCUCCAUCGCCUAUAGAAGGGCACUCACUGUUGGACCAAUUACCUGGGCCAAACAAUAAAAGUAAACUGAAACAAAGGUACUUGGUCUGAUUCACAGCAUGAUCAAUCAUUCAUGGAAGAAUGUAUUUGUCAUGUAGUUGGAAGAAAUGUCAUGGAAUUGGAAGAAAUUAUGUCUGUGAAGAC